UUUCUUUUUCUUUUUUUACACGAUCCCCCUUUAAUUACAGAAAAUGACUCGCAAAGUAUUCUUAGAAAUCAAGAUCGGUGACAUUGAAGCCUACACCGAUGCACUGAAUCGAUACAACAAGGCAAAAGCCUGGGUCAAGCAAUGGUCAUCAACCUAUGGUUUCGCCAGCGACAAUUUAGACGAGCUUGAAUCAGAAGAUAAAGAGACUUUACGUGACAUUCUUUCAAGCGAUCCCACCGCCACCAGUGAGCAGUGGAUCAUCGAGGCCCCUUUACCCUUAAAAGGAGGCAAAGUCGUUAUAGACUUAAUGGAGAAGGAAUGUCCCAAGACAUGUGAAAAUUUCGUUCAACUUUGUGUUGGAGGCAAAGUGGGUAAAAGUUCCAAGAAACCAUUGUUCUUUAAAGGCACUCGUAUGUUCCGUCUUGUAAAAGAUUUUAUGGUGCAAGGUGGUGAUGUGACUCGAGGUGAUGGAUCUGGUGGUGAUAGUAUUUACAAUGGCAAGUUUAAUGAUGAAAAACCUGGCCUCGCAAAAAAGUUUAACAAGGCUGGGUUGUUGGCCAUGGCAAAUUCCGGGAAAAACUCAAACACUUCUCAGUUCUUCAUGACACUCGGUGAUAAGCACCCUCAAUUCGAGAAAAUUAAUGGCAAAUAUGUCAUUUUUGGUCAAGUAGUAGAAGGCUUGGAUGUGUUACAACAGAUCAAUCAAGUUAAUGAAAUCAAGGAAAAUCCUCAAGAGACCAUUACCGUCACCGAUUGCGGUGAAAUGUAACUACACACAUUUACCACAAUAUCACACUCAUUUAUACACGAAAUAAUAAUAAUAAAAAAAAAGACGAAUAGAGCUUUAGAGGUCAAUUACCCGAGACAAAUAAAAGUAAUGUAUUU
Molecule: messenger RNA, 885 nt
Organism: Mucor mucedo
Lineage: Eukaryota; Fungi; Mucoromycota; Mucoromycetes; Mucorales; Mucoraceae
Product: cyclophilin
Exons: 2
Coding region: 44-769 (241 amino acids)
Biological process (GO): protein peptidyl-prolyl isomerization
Molecular function (GO): peptidyl-prolyl cis-trans isomerase activity
Source: RefSeq, a predicted model, not a curated record